This is a messenger RNA of Melanotaenia boesemani (Boeseman's rainbowfish), 614 nucleotides long. Its product is annotated as dual specificity protein phosphatase 13-like. Bases 1 to 552 code for a protein of 183 amino acids. Gene Ontology annotation, molecular function: protein tyrosine/serine/threonine phosphatase activity; MAP kinase phosphatase activity. Lineage: Eukaryota; Metazoa; Chordata; Actinopteri; Atheriniformes; Melanotaeniidae. The transcript is spliced from 3 exons. Gene Ontology annotation, biological process: protein dephosphorylation; negative regulation of MAPK cascade. Gene Ontology annotation, cellular component: cytoplasm. The record is from RefSeq and is a predicted model, not a curated record.
AUGCAGGAAAAAGAUGCUGUUUCUCUUCUCACUCCUUCUGUAAAAGAGCUGCAGAGGGUUUUGUAUGGAGGUAAAAGAUUUGGGAACCAUGUGGAUGAAGUUUGGCCUAACUUGUUAAUUGGGGAUAUGUCUGUGGCCAAUGAUCGCUAUAGUCUAUGGAAGCUGGGAAUCACUCAUGUUGUGAAUGUAGCUCAUGGGAGGAUGUACUCUCAGGGAAGUCAUGACUUCUACGGACCCACUGUGGAUUAUUAUGGAGUUCCUGCUGAUGACUCGCCAUCUUUUGACCUCUCUCGUUAUUUCUUUCCUUCAGCUGAGUACAUUCAGAAUGCACUUGACACAAAUGGUGCUCAGGUUUUAGUCCAUUGUGCAGUUGGAGUGAGCAGAUCAGCCUCCCUGGUCCUAGCCUAUCUGAUGAUCCACCAUCACUACACCCUGCUAGAGGCGAUCAAUAAGGUCAAAGAGCGUAGGUGGAUUUUCCCAAACAAAGGAUUCCUCAAACAGCUUUGUGCUUUGGAUAAGAAACUACACAUUAGAAAUUCACAUCAAGAAUAGACACAUAGUCCAACAUACAGAACUUUGAAUGUCAGUGUACUUCAACUUUAAACAGUUUGUUU